CGACAUGGAGAGUGAGAGCAACGAGUGGCAUAUUGUAGAACCCCUAUUCUUUCACGUUGUGAACGAAAAGCUUUUUAUUUUGAAGAAGGAUCUCUGGCAGAUUAAUGAUCUUACUAUGUUGACAGGAGGUGGAUAUUUAUGCUUCUCCGAUAUCAAUUCCCCGCGAUAGGAUCUUCCAUAACAAAAUGGUUUCGAUGACGAUGUAAGCACUGUCGGUGGCGGCUAGUAGGUCCCCUAAACGCGCAUACUGACCGACUUUUGAUCUUCUACGAAAUUUUCUACAUCACUGAAUCAUCUUAUGGUUGUCUUGAAUUUUCCUGUGUGUGCAUUACCACUCAUUUUCAGACGUCAUCCAGACUUAUCCUCGUGUAUGUAAAUGUGAUCAUAACUUUUCAGAAUUACCUAGCCACAGACCCCAGGCGUUAUUAGCCACAGAUAUAACCUUGUAGCGCACAAAGUCAAAGCAGGGAAGGGCCUCUUCAAACAAAGCUCGUGUCAUAGAAGUACGCGCAGGGAGCGCCCCGGCUUUGAAUCAGACAAAACCUAAGCCAGUGUGGUUUUUUUCUUCAUCUUUAGCAAUAGUUAAUAUAUUUCAUCCUAUCACAUUAUCAUUAAUAGGAUUGGAUCGAAACUUUUUUCCAUUUCACCAUCCGCAUCCUCGAUUGUGAUGAUAUCCUUGCUGUUUUUUUCUUGAAGAUGACGAAGACGAGUUUGUUAUAGAAAUUGAUCAACUCCAAGAAUGACAUCAAUCCAGUCAUUCGUUCAAAAAUGUUUUCGCAGACGCAGAGAUUAGGAAUCGUCAACAUUGAAAUCGACAUAUAACUAGUGGAGUAAAAAUGGGUGGUCAUGGCGACGGCCAUGGUGGAGGCUUUGUCUCCAACUUGUUGGAUCCUGUGAGCGGCCCUUUCCACGAUGCCGGGUUGCGAGAGCAGCUCCUUUUCUUGGCACAGUAUGCGACUCUGUUAGUGUCCUCAACAUCAUCUGGAGGCACAGGUUCGGCUUCAGCGGUCGUACCAAAUAGAGGCGGUCGUCGACUUUUCGAUGCGGUUGCGCUGAGCAAGGCCGCUGAGCAUGCGACAGACAAAAUCGGGAUUGCGGUGCGCUGCAUGCGAUGGGGGACAUUCCUACCGGUGGCGCAAGAGUGCUUGCAUGACUGGCGGUUGAUGAAGCAGAUCGAUGUGCUGUUGGCGAAAUUAGACGCUUUCGGACCACACAAGGCUGGAGAGCGAAGUGACGGGAGUCUUUUGACCACACCACCGGUUACUCCUUCCACGGCGUGCUCCACUACGCCGGGUCCAACAUCAUGCACAACGCAGAGCAACAAGCAUAGAGACGCAUCAGAUCAUCUUCACGGACAGGACGAGGAGAACGCUUUGCCCGCCGUCCGCGCAGAGGCUCAGCACACUUUGACAUCGGAAUUUCCGGAACAAGCUGGCAUUUUCAGAAAUGAUCAGGCCUUGUUGGUUUUUACAUUGCGCCGUCUUCGCCAAGUGAUGCUUUGCCGUCUGCUAGCCGGAUUGGGGGAUCUUUUCUGCGUAGUCCUGGAACACGUAAAGUCGCUUCAUGAGCUGAAGCUGCUUCCGCGACACCGACUCCUCACCCACCACAAUAUCGAAAUGAUGGAGGGCAUCUCGGAAUUGGGCGAUCUGGCAUGCUCGGCAUUUUCUGCUGUCGGCUUGCUCUUGCGUUUGUGGCUAAUCAAUCCCGCAAACAUGGAGGUCGUGCGAAACAAGAAUAGUCGGAGAAGAUCAACGAAAAAAAUGUUUUUUGACAAAAAUAUUAUGAGGCACACCUGUGUUUCCAUCUCCGAGGACGAACGCGGUUUAUCUUCACAUCAACAGCUCACGUUGCCUUUGCCAACUAGAAGCCUAGGUGAACAACACAGUGCGAACGAGCCCUCUUCACAAAAUUCUUCUAAGAUAAGUGGUGCGUUGGACGAUGCAGAUGUUGAAAAGCAUUCACUACAACAUCCUGGUACAACUGCGGAAGUAGAAGAGGAGGAACUAGAGAAGAGACAAUUAGCACAGCUUCAAGCGCAGGAGCGUGGCUUGCGACGCUGUCUGCGCAUGGAAAUGGUGAUGCAUUUGCUGUUUCUUCCUACUUGGUGGUACUGGUUUACGGUUUCGUUCCGACCGGCCAAGCCGUUUCCACGCUUACGCGUGGCAGCCAUGUGUGCUGUUGUAGCCCAGAUGCUGCGCCUGUACUUCGAGAGAGAACGAAAAAGGCUGUUGGAUGACGCUGACGUCGCGACGCAUGCGCCUAUUCAGAUUCACGAAUCGUUUCUGGUGCAAUGAUGAAGAUGAGCAUAACACUGGUGCACUCUAGUUAUGCCUAGUACGGUAACAAGACUCCCAUCUUCACGGUUGAUCCGGGAGAACUUUCGAUCGUUACUGGGGUGACACAACAGAUUCGGAUUUUAAACUAGAGACCCGAAGGUAAAAAUCAUGAUCAUGACAAUGCACCAUGUGCAUCUACUAGAUCUACAUCACAAUCAUUUCUGCAUAGAAACAAAGAGUCUUCCUGACGAAAGUCGUUACAUGUGCACUCGAGAGCAUUCCGGGGAAAACACACUAACUAUUACGAGAACGCUAAAUAUUUGUAGAUGUAGUUCAAAAUUGGUAUUGAAUGGGGUGACGAUCCCAUUGUAUAGACCUCAGGGUGACGCACAGCAUGAGUUUUUGGGGAACAAAACAUUGAGUUCAUCAUCUAAUAUUCAUCUUAUUGAUCGGACGCUUUGUAAUCGAUUGGAGAGAAGUAUAAUCUUCUUGAAUUUUUAUCUGCACGACCGCAACAUGCUUUUAUUGACAUUUUAGCAGGCGCCGCAGGCCUUCAUUAGAUUGAAUACCGGUAACCAUACAUCCUGAUCUAUCACGACGGGAGGAAACGACCGACACAUGUCACGCUUGCGGAUAGGAUCCCGACUGGAG
This is a messenger RNA of Amoebophrya sp. A25, 2927 nucleotides long. The record is from the annotation of a GenBank genome assembly. Lineage: Eukaryota; Dinophyceae; Syndiniales; Amoebophryaceae.